This is a messenger RNA of Nerophis lumbriciformis (worm pipefish), 471 nucleotides long. The record is from RefSeq and is a predicted model, not a curated record. Lineage: Eukaryota; Metazoa; Chordata; Actinopteri; Syngnathiformes; Syngnathidae.
AUGCUGCGCUCUCUCAUGAAACGCAACAUGUCCCAGAAGCUGAGUGUGCUUCUGUUAGUCUUCGGCUUGGUGUGGGGACUCAUGCUGCUCCGCUAUACCGUGCAGCAACCUCGCCACCAGAGCAGUGCAGAGCUACGAGAGCAAAUCUUGGAGCUCAGUCGGCGAUACGUCAAAGUCCUGACCGAGGAGAGUCAGAAUUCAGCGGGUGGGCCGCAGGGGGCUACCAUGGCGGGUUACGCUGACCUAAAGAGGACAAUCGCGGUGCUGCUGGAUGACAUCCUGGAACGGCUAGUCAAACUCGAGGGCAAAUUUGAGUUGGCCGCCAAUGCAUCCAUCACCAACACAUCCCACGGGGGUAUCCUGGCUUCCACGCCCCCUGCCCUGCAAAGAACCCCCAAACAAGAGAAAGUCGGCGGCGUGAGGUCACGCUUCAUCCAACGAUCCCGCCUCAUGCCUCAGCCGCAUCUAUGA